This is a messenger RNA of Sapajus apella (tufted capuchin), 4013 nucleotides long. RefSeq names its product dentin sialophosphoprotein (gene DSPP). The transcript is spliced from 4 exons. Gene Ontology annotation, biological process: odontoblast differentiation; dentinogenesis. The record is from RefSeq and is a predicted model, not a curated record. NCBI's taxonomy places the organism in Eukaryota, Metazoa, Chordata, Mammalia, Primates, Cebidae. Gene Ontology annotation, cellular component: cytoplasm; nucleus. The coding region runs from base 30 to 3329 and encodes 1099 amino acids. Gene Ontology annotation, molecular function: collagen binding.
GCCAUUGAUUAUUAUUAUUCCUAAGGAAAAUGAAGAUAAUUACGUAUUUUUGCAUUUGGGCAGUAGCAUGGGCCAUUCCAGUUCCUCAGAGCAAACCACUGGAGAGACACGUUGUUGAAAAAUCUGGGAAUUUACCUCUCCGAGCAAGAUCAAAAGUGUCAGUACAGGAUGAGUUAAAUGCCAAUGGAACCACUAAAGAAACUGGUGUCCCCAUGCAUGAAAGUGAAAGAGGAAGGCAAGAGCAUACCCAAGAUGGUCACAAGGGAGAAGAGAAUGGCUCUGAGUGGGCAGAUGUAGGAGGGAAGAGUUUUUCUACAUAUUCCACAUUAGCAAAUGAAGAGGGGAAUAUUGAGGGUUGGAAUGGGGACAUAGGAAAAGCAGAAACAUAUGGUCAUGAUGGAAUACACGGGAAAGAAGAAAACACCACAGCAAAUGGCAUCCAGGGACAAGUAAGCAUCAUUGACAAUGCCGGAGCCACAAACAGAAGCAACACUAGUGGAAAUACUGAUAAGAAUACCCAAAAUGGGGAUGUUGGUGAUGCAGGUCACAAUGAGGAUGCUGCUGUUGUCCAGGGAGAUGGACCUCAAGUAGCUGGAAGCAAUAACAGUACAGCCAAUGAGGAUGAAAUAAUUGAGAACUCCUGUAGAAAUGAGGGUAAUGCAAGUGAAAUAACACCUCAGAUCAACAGCGAGAGAAAUGGGACUCAGGAGGCUGAGGUGACACCAGGCACUGGAGAAGACAAUGGCCUGGAUAAUUCUGAUGGGAGUCCUAGUGGGAAUGGAGCAGAUGAGGAUGAAGAUGAGGGCUCUGGUGAUGAUGAAGAUGAAGAAGCAGGGAAUGGAAAAGACAGCAGUGAUAACAGCAAGGGCCAGGAGGGCCAGGACCAUGGGAAAGAUGAUAAUAAUAUUAGCAUAGGUCAAAAUUCAGAUAGUAGUGAAGAUUAUGACCCUGAAGGCAAAGAAGACCCCCAUAAUGAUGGUGAGGGAGACAACACCUCCAAGAGUGAGGAGAAUUCUGCUGGUAUUCCGGAAGACAAUGGCAGCCAAAGAAUAGAGGACACCCAGCAGCUCAACCACAGAGAAAGCAAAGGUGUAGAAAAUGGAAUCACCAAAGAAUCAGAGCCACAUGCUGUUGGGAAGACCCAAGAUAAGGGAAUAGAAAUCAAAGGUCCCAGCAGUGGCAACAGAAAUAUUACCAAAGAAGCUGUGAAGGCCAAUGAAGAUAAAGAGAAUAAAGGACAACACGGAGUGAUGUUGGGCAAAGGAAAUGUGAAGACACAAGGGGAGGCUGACAACACAGAAGCACCUGGCCAAAAAUCAGGACCAGGAAAUAAAGUUGAACACAGCAACACAGGUAGUGACAGCAAGAGUGAUGGUUAUGACAGUAAUGAUUUUGAUGAUGAGUCCAUGCAAGGAGAUGAUCCUGACAGCAGUGAUGAAUCUAAUGGCAAUGAUGGUGCUAAUUCAGAAAGCGACAAUGACAGCAAUAGCAGAGGAGAUGCUUCUUAUAACUCUGAUGAAUCAAAAGAUAAUGGCAAUGGCAGUGACUCAAAAGGAGAAGAAGAUGAUGACAGUGAUAGCACUUCAGAUGCUAAUGACAGUGACAGUAAUGGCAAUGGGAACAAUGGAAACAAUGACAAUGGCAAAUCAGACAAUGGCAAAGGCAAAUCAAAUAGCAGUGAUAGUAAUGACAGCAGUGACAGUAGCGACAGCAGUGACAGUGACAGCAGUGACAGUGAUAGUAGUGACAGCAGCAAUAGCAGUGAUAGUAGUGAUAGCAGUGACAGCAGUGACAGUGAUAGUAGUGAGAGCAGCAGUAGCAGUGACAGUAGUGAUAGUAGUGACAGCAGUGACAGUGACAGCAGUGAUAGUGACAGUGAUAGUAGUAAUAGCAGUGACAGUAGUGACAGCAGUGAUAGCAGUGACAGUGAUAGUAGUGAUAACAGUGACAGUAGUGACAGCAGUGAUAGCAGCGACAGUAAUGAUAGUAGUGACAGCAGUGACAGUGACAGUAGUGACAACAGUGACAGCAAGUCAGACAACAGCAAAUCAGAUAGCAGUGACAGCAGUGAUAGUGACAGUGAGUCAGACAGCAGUGACAGCAGCAGUAGCAGUGACAGCAGCAACAGCAGUGAAAGUGACAGCAGUGACAGCAGUGAUAGUAGUGACAGCAGCAAUAGCAGUGACAGUAGUGAUAGCAGUGAGAGCAGUGAUAGCAGCGACAGCAGCAACAGCAGUGACAGCAGCGAUAGCAGUGACAGCAGUGAUAGCAGUGACAGCAGUGACAGCAGUGACAGUAGCGACAGCAGCGACAGCAGUGACAGCAGCAGUGACAGCAGCGAUAGCAGCGACAGCAGUGAUAGCAGUGACAGCAGUGACAGCAGCGACAGCAGUGACAGUAGCGACAGCAGCGACAGCAGUGACAGCAGCAGCAGUGACAGCAGUGACAGCAGCAGCAGUGACAGCAGCGAUAGCAGUGACAGCAGCGACAGCAGCGACAGUAGUGACAGCAGUGACAGCAGUGACAGCAGUGACAGUGAUAGUGACAGUAGUGAUAGCAGUGACAGCAGUGAUAAUAAUGACAGCAACAAUAGCAGCAACAGCAGUGACAGCAAUGACAGCAGCAACAGCAGUGACAGCAGCAAUAGCAGUGACAGUAGUGAUAGCAGCGACAGCAGUGACAGCAGUGAUAGCAGUGACAGUAGUGACAGCAGUGACAGCAGUGACAGUAGCGAUAGCAGUGACAGUAGCGACAGCAGUGACAGUAGCGAUAGCAGUGACAGUAGUGACAGCAGUGACAGUAGCGAUAGCAGUGACAGUAGCGACAGCAGUGACAGUAGCGAUAGCAGUGACAGUAGUGACAGCAGCGACAGUAGUGAUAGCAGCGACAGUAGCGAUAGCAGUGACAGUAGUGAUAGCAGCGACAGCAGUGACAGUAGCGAUAGCAGCAACAGUAGCGAUAGCAGCGACAGUAGCGAUAGCAGCGACAGCAGUGACAGUAGUGACAGCAGUGACAGUAGUGACAGCAGUGACAGUAGCGAUAGUGACAGUAGCGAUAGCAGUGACAGCAGUGAUAGCAGCGACAGCAGUGACAGUAGCGAUAGCAGUGACAGCAGCGAUAGCAGUGACAGCAGUGACAGCAGCGACAGCAGUGACAGUAGUGAUAGCAGUGACAGCAGCGAUAGCAGUGAUAGCAGCGACAGCACAUCUGACAGCAGUGAUGAGAAUAACAGCCAGAGCAAAUCUGGUAAUGGCAACAACAAUGGAAGUGACAAUGACAGUAGUGACAGUGAAGGCAGUGACAGUAACCACUCAACUAGUGAUGAUUAGAACAAAAGAAAAACCCACAAGAUUCCUUUUGUAAAAGUUUGGUAAUGGAUAGGAAAAAAGAUUUCCAAGAAAGUAAAGAAAUCGGAGAAAUAAACAGGAGAUGUAUGUAAACAUCCACAAAAACAACUACGGGAAUCAAGUCAAACAGUUGGAAUCAGAACCAAGGCCUAACUUCUGCAGAGAGAGACUCUGAAUGCAUGACCUUUGGUACAUGCCUGUUAAUAUUCAUGUUCUGAAAAUAUUUUGUUAAAAGUGUAAAUCUAAACAUAAAAGAACAAUUAAAAUAUUCUUUAAUACUUCACACAGAAACCUCAAGUAAUCACUACAUGAUAACUUCAAUUUAAGUGCUGUGUGCUUCAGAGAAUGUAGUAGGUGAACACAUCUUAAAAGCAACCUGUGGCAUUGCCUUAGGUCUCCAUAGUUAUGUAUUGUGGAGAGGUGGUCUGCUUACUGCUGAGUAAAAGAUGCUGUUCUGUGAUAGCCAACUUGGCUUCAGAUUUAGUUGCUUGUUCUAUGGAAGAAAUACAUUUGUUACAUGAAGAAUAUUGCAGCUACUAUUCAACCUAUCUGGGCCAUGGGAAUGAUCUUUCUAACAAUCAAAUAGAGUAGUUAUAAAUCACAGAAAUUUUAAAGAGUGCUAGUCAGAAAAGAGCUCAGAGAUGAAUUGGUGUAUAAAAUCUGAUC